Molecule: messenger RNA, 9405 nt
Organism: Pelodiscus sinensis (Chinese soft-shelled turtle)
Lineage: Eukaryota; Metazoa; Chordata; Testudines; Trionychidae
Source: RefSeq, a predicted model, not a curated record
AGGUGCCAGAGGGUUUUGCAGCAACGAAACCAAAGAGAACGCCCUCUGAUCCUUCAUUUCUCUUCCCGUUUGGGAUUUUAUUUGCAUCAUCUUUGAGUCUGUUUUAAAAAAGGCAAAGCAAACCUUCAAAAAACAUGUGCAGCAGGACUUCCACUCCUUGACUGUACCAUUAGUGUUAGUAAUCAGGAAAAGCCUUUGGAGACUACAUGAUCUCUCUAGUCUGAUGCUUGCUGCUGUUGCUGCUAAGGGUUUUGGUGCAGGGAAACAAAACUGCCUUUUCCACCCGCUGAUUUCUUAACAUCUGCAUGUUUCUGCUGCCGCACUCUGUUUCACGCCCUCUUCCCAUGGACUGAUUUGUUUUAUUUGAAGGGUGGAAGGAUAAGAAAACCAAGGCAUUUCUUUGGAAGAAACAAAAUUGCAUUUAUUUGUUGCAUUCUGGUGGAUCUGUUUUGAGGUUAAUCUUUCUGGAAAGGGAAAACAUGACGUCGCCAGCUAAAUUCAAAAAGGAUAAGGAGAUCAUAGCUGAAUAUGACACUCAGGUCAAAGAGAUUCGUGCUCAGCUCAUCGAGCAGCUGAAAUGCCUUGACCAACAGUGUGAGCUCCGGGUCCAGCUACUGCAGGACCUGCAGGAUUUCUUCCGCAAGAAGGCAGAGAUCGAGAUGGAUUACUCAAGGAACUUGGAGAAGUUGGCGGAGAGAUUCCUGGCUAAAACAAGGAGUACCAAAGACCAGCAAUUCAAGAAGGAUCAGAAUGUCCUGUCUCCAGUCAAUUGUUGGAAUCUCCUCUUAAACCAGGUGAAGCGAGAGAGCAGGGACCAUACAACCCUCAGCGACAUCUAUCUGAACAAUAUCAUCCCUCGCUUUGUCCAAGUCAGCGAAGACUCUGGGCGACUCUUCAAGAAGAGUAAAGAAGUUGGACUGCAGCUCCAGGAAGACUUGAUGAAGGUGCUGAAUGAGCUCUAUACGGUGAUGAAGACCUACCACAUGUACAAUGCUGACAGCAUCAGCGCUCAGAGCAAACUGAAAGAGGCAGAAAAACAGGAAGAGAAGCAGAUUGGGAAGUCGGUGAAGCAGGAGGACAAACAGACUCCGCGUUCCCCAGACUCGACUUCCAACGUUAGGUUUGAGGAGAAGCACGUCCGACGAAGCUCGGUGAAGAAAAUUGAGAAAAUGAAGGAGAAGCGCCAAGCAAAAUAUACUGAAAAUAAACUGAAAGCCAUUAAAGCGAGAAAUGAGUAUCUGCUGGCUCUGGAAGCUACCAAUGCAUCUGUGUUCAAGUAUUACAUCCACGACCUGUCUGAUCUCAUUGAUCAGUGUUGUGACCUGGGAUACCAUGCCAGCCUCAACAGAGCCCUCAGGACCUUCCUGUCUGCAGAGUUGAACCUGGAACAGUCAAAGCACGAGGGCCUGGAUGCAAUUGAGAAUGCGGUGGAAAACUUGGACGCCAACAGUGACAAGCAGCGCCUCAUGGAGAUGUACAACAGUGUCUUCUGCCCGCCCAUGAAAUUUGAGUUCCAGCCCCACAUGGGUGAUAUGGUAUCCCAGCUCUGUGCCCAGCAGCCAGUCCAGAGUGAGUUGGUACAGAGAUGCCAGCAGCUUCAGUCAAGACUAUCUACGCUCAAAAUUGAAAACGAAGAGGUGAAGAAAACUAUGGAAGCCACUCUGCAGACCAUCCAAGACAUAGUCACUAUUGAGGACUUCGAUGUCUCUGACUGCUUCCAGUACAGCAACUCCAUGGAAUCUGUCAAAUCCACAGUCUCAGAAACUUUCAUGAGCAAGCCGAGCAUUGCCAAGAGACGGGCCAAUCAGCAGGAGACAGAGCAGUUCUACUUCACGAAAAUGAAGGAGUACCUGGAAGGCAGGAACCUGAUCACCAAGCUUCAGGCCAAGCAUGAUCUUCUACAGAAGACUCUGGGAGAAAGUCAAAGGACUGACUGCUCUCUUGCCAGUGGCAGACGCAGCUCUACGAUAAGGAAGCAGGACUCCAGCCAAGCCAUUCCCCUUGUGGUGGAGAGCUGCAUACGAUUCAUUAGCAGACAUGGGCUACAGCAUGAAGGCAUAUUCAGAGUGUCUGGAUCACAAGUGGAGGUUAACGAUAUAAAAAAUGCAUUUGAGAGAGGAGAGGAUCCACUAGCUGGAGACCAAAAUGACCAUGAUAUGGACUCUAUAGCGGGAGUUCUGAAACUCUACUUCCGAGGGCUGGAGCACCCUCUGUUCCCGAAGGAAAUCUUUCAUGAUCUGGUUGCCUGUGUCACAAUGGAUAACUUACAAGAAAGAGCUCUACACAUCCGGAAGGUCCUGCUAAGCUUGCCUAAAACCACUCUGAUUGUAAUGAGAUACCUCUUUGCAUUCCUCAGUCAUUUAUCACAGUUCAGUGAAGAGAACAUGAUGGAUCCCUACAACUUAGCCAUCUGCUUUGGGCCCACGCUGAUGUCUGUGCCUGAAGGUCACGAUCAGGUCUCCUGCCAGGCUCAUGUCAAUGAGCUGAUCAAAACCAUCAUCAUCCAACACGAGAACAUCUUCCCAGGACCAAGAGACCUAGACGGUCCAGUCUACAGCAGGAGUGGGAGCACUGAGGAUUACUGUGAAAGUCCUCAUGGAGAGACAGCAUCAGCAGAAGAUUCAGUUCAGGAUCUAGCAGCUGAACACCACACCAGUGAUGAUGAGUGUGAGCCGAUAGAAGCAAUAGCCAAGUUUGAUUACAUUGGCCGAACGGCACGAGAGCUGUCCUUCAAAAAAGGGGCUUCUCUCCUUCUGUAUCAUCGGGCCUCAGAUGAUUGGUGGGAGGGGCGGCACAACGGCAUUGAUGGCCUGAUCCCUCACCAGUACAUUGUUGUUCAAGACACCGAGGAUGGUUCCUCGGAAAGAUCCAGCCCCAAGUCUGAAAUAGAAAUCAAUUCUGAUCCACCUGAAGAAAAAGUGACAGCCAGAGCCGGUGCCAAUUGUCCGAGCGGGGGUCACGUCGCUGAUAUCUACCUUGCAAACAUCAACAAGCAAAGAAAGAGACCAGAGUCAGGCAGCAUCCGAAGAGCGUUCCGGCAAAGCGACAGCCACGGACCAACUAGUUCCCUGAUAGAACCGGCCUCCCCAGGACCCACAACUAGUUCUAGACCCUCAUCUCAGCCUGUUAUGAGCCAGAGCCUCCCCAAGGAUGCAGCAGAUAAAUGCUCCAUCAGCGGCCAUGGCAGCCUCAAUUCUAUCAGCCGACAUUCGUCCCUGAAGAAUAGGAUAGAGAGCCCGCAGAUCCGUAAAACUUCAACUACAGGUCGGUCAAAGAGUUUCAAUAACCAUCGGCCCAUGGAUCCUGAGGUCAUUGCACAGGACAUUGAAGCGACCAUGAACACUGCGUUGAAUGAACUGCGGGAGCUGGAAAGGCAAAGCAGCGUAAAGCAAACGCCAGAUGUUGUCCUUGACACCCUGGAGCCUUUGAAAACCUCCCCGGUGGUGGCACCCACCUCAGAACCUUCCAGCCCUCUGCAUACUCAGAUUCUCAAGGACUCUGAACCAGCAUUCCAACGGAGCGCCAGCACCGCAGGGGAUAUCCCGUGCGCCUUCAGGCCAGUGAAGUCCGUCAAAAUGGCUGCCCCACUUAAACCGCCAGCAACGAGGCCGAAGCCAGCAGUUUUCCCCAAAACAAAUGCCACAAGCCCUGGUGUUGCUUCUUCUGCAUCUCAACAGCCUACUGACAAGUCUUGUACUGUCUGAACUAGAAGUCCUACUGGGGAUAUAAUUUUAUUGCCUCAAAUGAGGGGCCUAUGUUAAAGACACAUGCAAAUUCCUAUUUAACCAGUUUCGGACUUUGGCUGAAGGUUAGUUUGCAAGCGGUUACUGCCAGGCGCGCUCCAUGGGAGAGAAGACAUUGGCGCUAAAGCCUCACAACACGCACCCCAUGUAAGCACACCCGGCUUUUGAAAUACCGACAGGAAAUCAACCAUCAGGUCACGGUGAAAGUAGUGAGGCCAACGCAAAGAACUGAUGAAUUGGUUCUCCGUUUCUGGUUGAUGCCUGGAUACUGGUUUAGUGACUUAUAUAGUCCGUGUUUCAAUUGCCACAGGGAAUCAAUACAAUAGAUUUUAGUGUCCUGCAUGUUUUGGUACCACUGGUUGUGGCGCUUGGACAUGCCUUUUUCUUGCGCAUUAUUACAUUGCCUGCUGGUGCUGGUGCUGCUGCUGUUGAGGGUCUGUCUUAUCCAUUACAGCCUUUCUUUUUUCAGUAGCUUUCGCUCUUCUCCACGUCAGGCUGUACCUUUGGUUGAAACUUGUCAUGACACAUACUCAGCUCUGGAACACAAGUGACAUGUUGUGCGUUGGUGCAGUUUGAAAUACAACAAACCUAUUUCUGAGUAGGAGGAGGGAGAGAAGAUAGAGUUGCUGAUGAUAGCCGCUCUGCAGUGGUUUUGUUUUGGUGCCCCCAGGUUUAAAAGCGGCUUCGUUCUUUUUUUUAAAUCAAACUUUCAGGGCGUUAAUGCAAUUGUGUGCUCUUCAGUGGGAACUUGGGAAGUAGAAGGUAAAAAUGAGUUACCUUCUGAACGCCGGCUGCUAUGCUCUCACAGGAGUGGCAUUUCCUAAUGUGAUUAUAAGAUUAUUAGUGGGUUCGUACUGAAACCCCAGUUCUGAACAUCUCUAAAUCUUAAGUGUUCACAUUUUGGCCCUGUUUCUGAUUAGCAAAGGCUCUGACCACUAUGAAUUAUUGUGGGAACUCUGACAUAAGGAGAAUGGUGAGAACAUCCUCUAUAGGAGAUUGGCAGUAUAGUGUCCAGCUCAUAAAUUGCUGAAAUACACAUUUCUGUGAUAAAUCAUCAUGUCUCCAAAGACUUUGCAGACAAUUGAGUGACUUCUUAGAACAUAUGUGUAAGAUGGACUGUGACUGCUUCAGCUAUUAGCAGGCUGUGUUGACUCUUCUGGAUUUUCAUGGGAAUACAUUUUCCAGAAUGCUGCCAUAUAUUUAAUUUUUUUAAGAGCAAAAAGGCACAUGUUGUGUUAAGGUGAUGAAUUUUACAGCCCCACCAGACCGAGGGGUCUUGCAAGUGGCUUUCCAUCCUUACCUAGCCCAUCAUGCCCAAGUAUUGCUUGAGUAGGAAUAGUCCUACAGUUUAUGGUCUCAUGUUCUUACUCAAGCAAGUACAACGUAAUUAAGGUGAUACUUUCCCCACCCUGUUCGAGUUUCAUUCUGUAGGCUUAAAUCACUUUCACUCUGUUGUUUAGCAGUGUGUGAUUUUUUUUUUUUUAAACUUGCAUUUUCAUCUCUAAGUUGGCCUUAAGCAUCCACUUGUAAUUCCUUUUAAAAGAGGUUACUUGGAUGGACACUGUUUUUAAUCUCUUUGAAAAAGAAGAUUUUUUUUGUAUUCCUGCUCAUCUAAUAAGGACUGAUGUUCUCUGUGUCCUAGAUUAUAGAGAUGUGAGGCGUUCAUGGACUACAGGAGAGAGAGAGAGAAACCCCUGGAAAAGAUUUGUUGGGACCAUUUUAAUUGUUUUUCUUAAUUAACAUUUAACAGCCCUUAUCUUUUGGAAACACUGCACUGUUUGUGUUACUUCUGUCAGAUUUUAACCUGUCCAGAUCAAAGAGAAUGAAACUCGAAUGCGUGACCACCUCCUUUGUUCUCAGGGUCAAAUGGACUCCGUACACCAAGGAAUCUCAAUCUUUUUGGAAACUAAUAAUUUUAAACAGCAACUAGUGGUUUAUUUUUCACUCAGGCAAAGCUUUUGGGGGAAUCAUGACUGGCCACAGGGAAUGCAUGUCGCUACACAGGAAAUGAACAGGACAGGGGCUCUUCAUAAAUUUACUUUGACUCAUUGUUUGCAAUGCCUUUUUUCUUUUUUUUAAAAUCUCAUGCUUUGCAUUUUAUGUUACCAAGGGACAACAUCCAGCCAUACAGGGCAUCUUGGGACAAGAUCGUCUGGCUUCAGGAUUCACAAAAGAUCCUACUGACAAGAGAAAUAAGAACUUACAGUGAUUUAAAAAAUAUCCUGUGCAAAUGAACUGGAAUUUCAGUGUGUGCUGUGAUUUGCACUGAAAACAUACACCUAGCAACGUGGCAGUCCGAAGCGCAUCUUUUUUUCUCUUCCAUGUUUUCUGGACCUCUGUAGCUGGCAGGAAGCACAUUUUUAAAAAACCCACUUUGUGGCUUGUUUGCCUCUUGCUGUGUACUCUGGAGCAGGGCGAUAGUUUGCAAUAAAGUGUUGUUACCAUUUGUUGGGAGAGGGAGAACUGGAAAAGACUGUGCUCAGUGCAUGUCCACUGGGCAUUCUACUGAAGAGAUCAACAUGAUAUGGAUAAAUAGAACACUAUGUUGGGUGGGGAGGUCUAUCUGUUACUUCAUAUUCAGAAGAAAUGUUAGCUCCUCCAGACAGAUACAGUUGUGUGGGGGGUGGGGGGUGGGGGGGUGUCAGUGUCACAUGAAAGGUUUAUCUUUUUAAAGAAAAGAAGCAUUGAUAACUGGAAUAAUGUCUGUCUGCUUGGUAAUACUCUGUAAGAACGCAAGUCUGUCACUUCUCAAAUGAUGGAUUAAAAUAAUCCAAAGCAAAACCUUUAAAAUAAAAUGCAGUUUUAGGUGAUUGGUGAAUAGUUUCUGCAGCAUUAACCUUGUAUGUGUCCCAUCCCCAGUUGGGAGUUAGGCAAUGUGCUUUAAUGAUGGCUAAAUUUCUGUUUCUUUAUGGUAAUCCAAAGGCUCCUAAUUUAUGAGCUCUCAAAUUAGUCUGUCACAAUGAAACAUGACCAAAAAGAUUUCACUUUCUCUGUACUGGAUGUUGGCCUGCAAGGAACACCAUUAGAUAAUUACAGUACACUGUGAUGGUGCAAAAAUUGUUCUGUCUCUAUUUUAAUGCCUGUUUGAAAGGAGAGAGUCUUUGGGCUUCCUGUGAAGAAUACCUCAUAUGUUCUCUUUCAACGUCAGUGUGCUUGCACAGUUCUGUGUUCAAAUGACAAUGUUCUGAAACUUGGAAAAUCAUAGCACUUAAGAGGUCAGGCAGGAAAUUCUAUCCCUAGGCAGGAAAUUCUAUCCCUACACCUUCCCAUCUUGUUGUACCUUGGCUAUUGCAAAUCUUUAUCAUGAAGAUACAUGGACCACAUCAGGGAGCGCUCUGCAAUAUGGGAAAAGGAUAAGGUUAUAAGUAGAGUUUUAGUCUUAACUCUGUUUUAUGUGUUGGUCAGAACUUCAACACUGGGUUGAGCAUGGAGAGGGCUUUGGGACGUAGGGAGUAUCUUCGAGAGAGCACUCUUGCAUUUUUCAUAUGCUUCCCUAUAGCAAGCACUUGGCAAAUUCUGUAUAUAGGUAUCUACCUGAUAGAUUGAUUUGGCUCUGUCAAUUAAUGACACAUACAUUGUAGCUUUUAAAGACAGGCUAUUACCCCAGGCAGUGGCAUGUUCUAGUAAAGCAGCUAGGGAUGGGUAAAUACCUAUUCAGACAGUUAGUUCAAUAGAUCUGGGUGCAUACUGGGCACUCUGGCCCCAGUCCAGCCAGUCACUGUGCAAGUGCUUAACUGUAAGCAUGUGCUGAGUCUCUUUGAAGUUGAGGAGGUGCUUAUUUGUUGGGUUGGGCUCUUGUGCACUCAAGGCUUUGUAGGAUUGAGCUUUGAAGAGAGCCAAAACAGCAGUGGGAAAAAAUGCAAAGAGCCGCACCACAAUUGUUGGGGGUGGGGGAGGGAAGCUCCCCACCAGCCAGAGUUGUUGAGCAAAAAAAUAAAAAGAUGCUGCCCCUUUUUAAAACUACGGGUUAGGCUUUUUAGUCACAUCAGGCUUCUGCUGGCUGCCACCAUCUUGCUGCUGCCAUUUUGUUUUGCCGGAUGGCUCCCUUACACCCAGUGAGCCACAGGGUGCCGUUUGUAAGGGUGCAUGGGGUAGCUUCUGCAGGGGAGGCUUCACGAGCCUCACUUUCAGGGUUGAAGAGCCAUAUGUGGCUUCUGAACCACAGGUUGGCCACCCCUGCCAUAAGGAUUCGCUCCAAAACAACAAGGAUGUGCUCCUUAGGCCGUAUGCCACCAGCCAGGAAAACUGUUAGGCCCAAUGAAAAUAACCCUGAAACAGGCAGCGGGGCGCAUUCAGAAUAGAAACUAUUAAUGUUCAAAACCGAUUGUAACCCGUUCUGUGAAAUCUGAUGUUGGCUGGACAUCCCACAAAUGUAGCAUUGGUUACCAGGAGGCGGGUAACUUCUGGGAGGGUCUAGUGCAAUCAGCAAGAUGAUUUUAAAAAAAGUUAGAAAUAAAGUUCAUUCAGUGCUGCAUGCUUACUGCCUCUGGGUGAGAGAAGGCAGUAAGCACUAGCAACUCUGCUUUGGUUGCAGCUUGAUAGAUCACCUUCAAAGGUAUUUCCCCCUCCACCUCCUGUCAUCUUUCUAUGUGGAAACGCCUGUACUGAGAAAUUAUACUUGACUACCCUCUUGUGCCCACGCAAAAGCAGAAGGAGCCAUUAUAAUCAGUCUGCUGUAUAAUGCACAAACAACUGGAUGUGCAUUAGCUGCUUUCAAACCUUCACCUCAGCCUGUUCACCUAGAAAUGCCAAAAAGGGGAUGGAUGGCUUUUUCCAAGCUUCAAUCUCUGAUUGCAUUUCUGCUUAUCCAGGGGGAGCCAAACCAGCGGUUUGAAAAAACUGGAAACUGUAGAACAUCUCACACUUUAACUGAAAUAACCUGGUUCAGAGCAAAUGGAUUUCCAGUUUUUCCAAAAAUGGAUCUACAAGAGGAAGUCUCUCCUCUUCUGUGCAAAUACUUAACAGGCCACGUCUCAAUUCAGGGUAAACAUUGAGUGGUUUGCAAUGGAAAUAAGACGGACCCUUUGUUUUAGCAGCACGGUAAUAAGUGGAUUUCACCAGCCUUUCUCUAGAGGCAGGGUGCUCUAAUCUGCCUACAUGGAAGUGGGUGUGGAGUGUGCCAAACUGCUGGAGCAAUACUUGUAAGCAACAGGUUCUUUUUAAAAAACCAGCUAUGAGCAAUGUAGCCAAAAUAGGGGAACUGAUGAAACUGGCCCUGAGAAAUUGAAACUAUAGCAGUGCUGUCUUGAUUCUACUGUAUGUGAGAAAAGUUGAUUGCAGAGUCUAGCAAUCUUUUUUUUAACCCUAAUCCCACAAAGAUGGGUUAGGUUUCGUACAGUGCAUUGUUCUUUGUUUUUAUUAACAGCCGCUGUUUAAUGGGUUGGGAUGAAAUGUUCUUGUUAAAGACGUUUCCACUGUUUCAUGUCUUCUACACCGCUAUAUAUAUAUGGUGUACAUAUUUACUUUAAAAAAAAACUGUGUAAAAUUGUACUUUGUAUAUACAACUAUGUACAAUAUGGAGGUACAUCUUUUUUCUUUUGGUACAGUAUUGUACAGUAUUAGAGAAGUACAUGUGUUGGAAUUGGUAAAGCCGUACCGGAAGAAACAAUGUAUCUGUCAUUAGCAAUAGUUUGAGAAAUAAAUGUUUUGGGUAUGGUGCAAA